Molecule: messenger RNA, 1911 nt
Organism: Puccinia triticina
Lineage: Eukaryota; Fungi; Basidiomycota; Pucciniomycetes; Pucciniales; Pucciniaceae
Exons: 9
Coding region: 1-1911 (636 amino acids)
Molecular function (GO): hydrolase activity, acting on carbon-nitrogen (but not peptide) bonds
Source: RefSeq, a predicted model, not a curated record
AUGUCAUCUACAACUACUGGUCCGGUCCAAAACUUACAGAAGCUCAGCACGAAACGCGGCAAGAGCUUCAAGGAUCCGACGAGGAGGCCGACGAUCACUGUCGAACGCUGUGUUGUUGGAUGGAAAAGUGUGGCCUGUAUCAUCACCCCUUUCCUACUUGCCUAUCUUGCGUAUCAUGUCCAGCCAGCCCUGCCCAGUACGAAUGCUGUUUGUGUCACCGGAGGUACAAUCUAUACUUCGACGCCUGACAGUCCCUUCGCCGAGUGUAUCGCCAUCCAGGGUGAUAGGAUUAGCUUUGUAGGCAAGAGGGUGGAUCUUGAAAACUCCCAAGCUCACUUGCGCUGGUUUCAUCGUAUCAAAUCGUGGCUCAGUUAUAGCCGCUCGAUCAAGGUUGGUCAACUUACGAUAAAUACGCUGGAUGGCGAAAUCUCCGUACUUCCGGGAUUGAUUGAUGCUCAUGCACACCCUCUCGAGUACGGAGAAGGAUUAGUAGGGGUUGAUCUAGUGGGUUGCGAAUCGGUUCGAUCCGUAAUUGAUCGUAUCAUUAGUCACAUAGACUUGGAGUCUGGUAAUCCGGAUCAAAUCAUUCGUGGGAGCGGGUGGGAUCAGACAUUGUUUGAGGGCAAGCAGUUUCCUACAGCGGCUGCACUAUCUAGUAACCCAAAACUUCAGGGAAAGAAGAUCGUCUUGAGAAGAAUAGACUAUCACGCUUAUUGGGUCUCGGAUGCUAUUCUCGAUUCGGUACUUGCUAAAAAUCCUCCCUUGGACGUGGAGGGCGGCGAAGUCGUCCGGGACCCGGAUGGUCAUCCGACUGGCGUCUUUGUCGAUAAUGCUAUGGAUUUGAUUGAUGAAAAUAUACCUAAGAGGACAGAUGAAGACCGCUUAAAAUAUCUUGAGUCAACAGCGAAAGAGAUGCUGUCUCUCGGAUUGACCACUGUGAACGAUGCUGCCACAGACCUAGAAACGAUAGAAUUUUACAAAAGACUUGAUGCUCAAGAUAAGUUACCCGUGAGGGUCACAGGUAUGGUUAACUGUGGAUACACAUAUUGCGGAGAUCAGGUCGAAAAAAUCAGUGGCAACAAAUUCAACCUUCGGAGCGUCAAGUUGUUCGUGGAUGGUGCAUUAGGCUCUUGGGGAGCAGCACUUUGGGAGCCUUAUUCAGACAUGAAGUUAUCCCGAGGCAUUUUGCGCGCUCCUGAGGAGACUUUCCUUCCGCUUAUCCAACGUUGGGUCGAUGCAGGGUUUCAGGUGAACUCGCAUGCGAUUGGAGACCGAGCCAAUACGCUGGUGAUCGACUCAUAUGAAAAGGUCUUGAGCAACCUCAAUAGCUCUGCUCACUCACCGCGCCCAUUCAACUUUCCCCGACUCAGGAUUGAACAUGCCCAAAUCCUUCGACAUGCUGAUAUAGAAAGGAUCGGGAAAAUGGGUAUUAUAGCUAGCGUUCAGCCCACCCAUGCGAUUGCUGACAUGGAUUACGCCGAGGCUCGACUGGGAAGUGAAAGAAUCCUUGGGGCUUAUGCAUGGAACAGUCUUUUGAAAAAAAACGUCACUUUAGCUCUGGGAUCAGACUUCCCAGUUUCAGCUGUAUCUCCAUUCAUGGGAAUACAUGCCGCAUUUACCAGAAGGAAACCGGUUCCCAGUCAGAUUGAUGGCACUGAAGGAUGGUAUCCGUCAGAAAGGAUUGAAAACCUUCAAGAAAUUAUUGAUGGAUUCACAAUUCAUGCUAGUUUUGCUGGCUUUACUGAGAACCAGAUCGGAAGUUUACGGGUUGGAAGAUUGGCCGAUUUUGUCAUCAUCAAUCAAAACCUGUUCGAUUCUACGAAAUCUAGAGAUCAGAUCUCGGAUCAAAUCUUGAAUGUUAAAGUGGUGGCUACUAUCUUAAAUGGUCAAACCGUCUUUGGUAAAAUUUAA